Anopheles bellator is the source of this 2451-nucleotide messenger RNA. Its product is annotated as differentially expressed in FDCP 8 homolog. The record is from RefSeq and is a predicted model, not a curated record. The coding region runs from base 713 to 2317 and encodes 534 amino acids. NCBI's taxonomy places the organism in Eukaryota, Metazoa, Arthropoda, Insecta, Diptera, Culicidae. The transcript has 5 exons.
CAGUCAGGAAGAUGUCAAUUUCGGACGCCAAACCGUUUUCUACAGCACUAGCAGUCAGCUACCCAAUAUAUCCCACAAUGAUCCAUUGUGCUGAUCGUUUAUCAUCCUUCACUAAUAAAAAUUGGCCAAACGCCUAUCACACCAAGGUCGUGAAACUAGCUGCCAGCGGUUUUUUCUUCACCGGUUUCGGCGAUUUUGUCAAGUGCUUUCAGUGUGGACUCGGACUGUCGGAGUGGGAUCUGGAUGAUGACCCAAUUGAGGAGCACAUGAAAUACAAAAACGGGUGUGUUUAUUUGGAAAAGUUUCAGAAAACAAAACCCUGUGUCUAUAAUUCAACAAUAGAAACCAUCACAGGAAGAACAUUCUGCGAUCCAUCUCAGUGUGAGUUUUGUCGCUGGGAACAGGAUACAAAAUUGAAGUGAGGAAUAAAUAAACGAAUCGGAAUCAUGACUUUAAUCUAUUAUUCUACGAAUGAUUAUUGUAAGUGCAGAAACGUUACGAAAGAGACGCACAAACGCACAUUGACGUACAAAUUGUAAACAAAGGCGCACAACUUAGUCUGGGUUGAAUUCGUUUACGGCAAAAAAAUCGAAAUUAUAAAAUCCAACUCCAAACACUGAUAACGUUGAAGCAGCCCCUCGUCAACGGACAACGUUUAGACAAGAUUUAGACCGGGCUGCACCAUCAUCGCUUUUUCCCAACUAUCGGCAGGAUGAAUGAGAGUACGGUGGUGCAGAGUAUACGAGAAGGGUUCUGGUACCUUCCGAACACAGUCAACAGUUUCUUGCUUGCGGGAACCUCCAGUUCGCCCUUGGAUUCAUCGGAUUCAAAGAUAGCUACCGAGCCGGAUGGUAACAAUAACGACGAAAACGACGACGAUGUUGAUGAAGAUGAAAGUAAUGGACCAGCCGAUAAUGGGCAAGUUGCGAUCGGCGAUAGCGACUUGGGAGAAGAUGAAAGUGGUGAGUUAAUGCGAAGUUCCGUGCUUAGUUCCCUGCCCUGCCCUGAACAGAAUACAGAUCCGGGAAACGGGAUGCUGCUCCCUGGCGAGGAUUUGAUAGUUUCACGUGACAUUUCGUACGUUAUGCUACGCGAACAUUGGCAAGCAGUGCUGCUGGGCCAAGAAGCAUCACUGGCGGAACUAGACAAGGCAAUUGAAAACUGUAAAGCGCUUGUUCAUCCCAAAAAGACGCAUGAUGAGGACGACCGAAAGUGGCUGGUACGCUAUUUGAUCGAGUUGCGUUAUCGUCGUCGGGAGCUUCUAGACGUUGAUCGUGAUCCGGCAGCGAUUCUCGCCGACACGAAAGUCAUACUGGGGCAUCAUUUUGUUCGACGGAGACAACAUACACACUAUAAGCAAAUUUACUGUGACCACUGUUCGUGCAUAAUUUGGAACUCAGUACAGGCAUCGUAUGUUUGCAGUGAUUGUUUCUUUGCCGUGCACGAAAAAUGUGUCCCGAAGGUGGUUCGCAUCUGUGCUCACGUAGUUACGACCGAACACAGUGCCCCGAUCGAAAGCAUAUGCCCCGAGAUAGGACUGGCAUUUCAGCGUUAUACAUGCGCCGAAUGCGGCACGCAAAUGGCUUGUCACAUUUCCUCUCCUGUCAGAUGCUUCGGAAUGGAGUUUAAAGCCAAAAAACUCAACUCUUUUGAACCACGGCUUUGUGACUAUACCGGGCUUUACUACUGUACGAUCUGCCACUGGAACGAUACGAGUGUAAUUCCGGCGCGGGUGAUGAACAAUUGGGACUUCGUGCCGCGCAAGGUGUGUCGUGCUUCAAACCAACAAAUUUCUCUACUACUUCAUCGACCCAUUGUAUUCUUGGAGGAAAAAAAUCCACGACUCUUUGUUUUUGUUCCAAAACUCUCGGAAGUGAAACGGAUUCGCAACCAACUCGUAGCAAUGAAGAAGUAUCUUACGACAUGCAGGUUAGCCGAUGAAGCGCGCAUCGUGGCAGUGCAACUUGGUGAUCGGCGCUAUUUGGUGCAAACGGUUGAAAAGUAUAGUGUUGCGGAUCUAGUUGGAGUGGAAGAUGGAUCGUUGCUUAUUUUUCUACAGUCGGUACACGCAGUGUUUGAGCAACACAUAAGGAACUGCUUGAUUUGUUCAGGAAAAGCGUACAUAUGUGAACUGUGCAACAACGAUGCUUUGCUAUUUCCCUUCGAUGUUUGCGCGGUGACCUGCGCGAGCUGCAAUACGGUUAGUCACAGGGAUUGCUACCUGUGGAAGGACAAGAAGUGCGCCAAAUGUGCUCGUUUACGCAAACGUGCUCUUCAGACAACGAAAACACUACAGGACAUCGAAAAUGGCAAUUAAUUUUCGAGAGAAUCCUCUGAAUAACCCGAAACUCAUCUCUAUUGCUUCAACCGGGCUGUACGAUUGAUGCUUUGUUUAUGCACUUCGCGAGGUCGUGCUUUUGUGCAAGCGCAACAAUAAACAUCUGUUCAUAC